AUGUGGAUUGAUGCUACUGCUUAUUCGAAUGAGAUUGAUCACGUUCAUCAACAACUGGGUUUUACUUAUAAACAUAUGAAAUCAUUUGAAAAUGAUGAUCAAUGCAAAAUAUACAUUCAACAAUUCAAAGAUAAUGAAAUUCUAUUGAUUAUUGAUGAACAUUUUGGAUCUGUUCUUAUUCCUCUUGUUCAUUCAUUGAGACAAAUCAAUUCCAUAUAUAUAUAUGGCACAAUUUUAAAUAAAUAUUCGGAAUGGACAAGAAAAUUUGUCAAAGUUCGAGUAAUUAUUAGAAGUGUCGAUGAACUAAUCGAAAAACUUCAAGACGAUCAAAGAACAAGAGAAAGAUUCGCUUAUGAACUUUUACCCGUUAGUAUAUUUAACCUCAAUCAUGAUGAAGAACGUUCAUCAACAAAUAUAAAUGGUGGUCUUCUUCAUUUUCAAUUAUUUAUCGAUGGUCUACUUCAUUGUCAACAUAGUCAAACGGAUCGGGAUGCAUUUUUCGAUCUAUGUGAAAAAGAUUACGUUAAAAGUGAUAAACAAUUCUCUACACUUCAACAAUUUAAAGAAUCUUAUAAUCCAGAAAAAGCUCUCUAUUGGUACACACGAGAUAUGUUUAUCUAUCGCAUGCUCAAUAAAGCUUUACGAGUCCAAAAUACAGAUGUUCUAUUUCGAUUUCGAUUUUUUAUUCAAGAUAUGUAUAAUCAACUCAAAAAAUUACAAUAUGAACAAGAUCGAAUACCAAUUCGUGUUUAUCGAGGUCAACUAUUGUCAAAACAAGAAUUGGAUGUUUUAAAAACUUCUAAAGGACAAUUAAUAUCGAUGAAUUCAUUUCUGUCAACAACUCUCGAUCGACAAAUUUCUCUUUUAUUUGUUUCAUCUAAGCAUGAUGAUCUUUGUCCUGUUUUGUUCGAAAUCAGCGUUGAUCCUCAAAUAUCUUCUACAGCAAAACCAUUUGCAAGCAUCAGUUCACAAAGUAAUUUUACAGAUGAACAGGAAAUUCUGUUUAUGAUUGCAUCAAUAUUUCAACUGACUGACAUCAGUCAAGAAAAUGAACUGACUACCAUUAAAAUGAAUUUAUGUAAUGAAAACUAUGAUCAAGACAUCCAAUUUCUUUUUCGACAUAUGCAAAAAGAAAUUGGAAUGAGUAAUGGAUGUUUAACGCUUGGUCAUAUAUUGAGGACAGCGGGAAUGUAUGAUAAAGCUGAAGAAUUUUAUAAGCGAAAUUUAAAUGAAUUAGAAAAUGAUCAUCCGUUAAUCGCUGAUCUGUAUGGUUCGAUAGGUGUGAUACACAAAUCAAAAGGAAAUAUAGAAAUCAGUUUGCAAUGGUUCAACAAAGCCUUUGAAAUGUACACAUCCAUGGGAGAUAAUCGUGGAAUUGCAAGUUGUCUACAGAAUCUGGGUGAUAUUGAACAGAUGAAAGGGAGAUUUCAUGAAGCAAAGGGAAAUUAUCAAGAAGCUCUGAAUAUAUUCAAAACAUUAUUCGGAAAUCAAAAUGAAUCAGUUGCUAAUUGCUUAAAUAAUUUAGGUGCUAAUUAUUUUCAACAACAUCAGCUUACUACAGCAAUUGAAUAUUAUACAAAUUCAUUAAAUAUUCGAGAAACAAUUUUGCCACAUAUGCAUCCUGACAUUGCAAGAUCAUUAAAUAAUAUUGCUAAUGUUUAUUUUUCAAAUAAUCAAUAUGAUCAAGCUCUGCAGUAUUUCAAACAAGCAUUAGAUAUCUUUCAAUUAUCACUACCGUCAGAACAUCCAUCAAUUGCACAAAUUUACUAUAAUAUGAGUUUAACAUAUUUAAAGAAUGGUGAUUAUCAACGAUCAUUAUUCUUUCUUAAUCGAGCAGUUUUGAUUUAUCGAAACACACUUCCACAAGAUCAUAUAGAAAUUAAGCGUUGUAUAAAUACCAUAGAUUACAUCAAACAAAACAUUCUCAAGUAG
Molecule: messenger RNA, 1932 nt
Organism: Adineta ricciae
Lineage: Eukaryota; Metazoa; Rotifera; Eurotatoria; Adinetida; Adinetidae
Source: the annotation of a GenBank genome assembly